This is a messenger RNA of Onychostoma macrolepis, 1455 nucleotides long. RefSeq names its product transmembrane protein 26b (gene tmem26b). The transcript has 6 exons. Bases 61 to 972 code for a protein of 303 amino acids. The record is from RefSeq and is a predicted model, not a curated record. NCBI's taxonomy places the organism in Eukaryota, Metazoa, Chordata, Actinopteri, Cypriniformes, Cyprinidae.
CAGAGUAAAAGCUACCACUUUCCUUGCUUCAUUAAUCAGCCUAAAACUCUGAAAGACAUCAUGCUUGUCAAAUUUAUCUGCGCUGUAGUCACCAGAGCGUUGUUUAUUUUAGUAUCUCUCGUUGGUGUAUGGAGGGUGACAUGGGUAAAAAAUAAUAAUUUAUACUGGUUUCUGACUAUCCUCUAUCUACCUCUCGUGGCUGAAAUGAUUUUAACUCUGAGAAGAAGAAAGGGGAAGGAUUACAAAUGGUUUUCUCCAGCAAUCUUGUUUUUCCUCAUCAGUAUCAUACCAACUAUAUGGAUCCUUGAGUUGCACCAUCAGAAAAACAAAUCAAGUGAUACUAAGUGUACUAAUCUGGAUUCAUCUGAAAGCAUCCAAGCAUUUCUUGAUGAAUGGAGAAAUGCGACCAAUGGAAGCAUGAGUGAACAGGCCCCUCUGAAAUUUCUGUCAUCGGUUUGUGCCAAUGACUGGAUCCUGGCCCUUCAGCAAAUCGUCCUGAUCCUGCUGAUAGUGGGGAAGUGGCUGCUACCGAUCGCUGGAGGGGUCACCAGAGAUGAAAUAUCCCAGUUGUUACUCAUCUUUGUAGGCACAGCUGCUGAUAUCCUCGAGUUCAUCAGUGAGACGCUCGCUGAUGUGGAGGAGGACAGUAUACAGUUUGUGUGCAUUAUUCUUGCAGUCUGGACAUUGAGCAUGCUACAGUUUCCUUUGCAUUUCUCAGUGGUGAACACCAAACCUGAGGAUUUCUGCGAAAGCCAGGAUGACUCUCUCAUUGCCAAGUACAGGACAGAUAUGUGGGACAUUGCGGGAACCAUUUUUCUUCAAGAUGGCCCCUUCUUUGUUGUCCGACUUGCGGUUAUAAUUUCUUUCUCUGAUUUUCAUCAAAUGCUGGUCUUCUUUACCAUUAAGAACUUCCUAGUAGUGUUGAUUAACAUCUACAGGCUGUGGGUCAUUUGGAUAGAUAACACACCUUGACAUGUACAAACAGGAUCUUGUUCAGUCAAUCAACUGCAGUGAUGAUUCACUGGCAUGAACGUUAUUUUGAGAACUGGCACUGUGCCAGUCACAGUGAAACGUCUGAUUGUGCUAAUCAUUUUGAUUCAUUGUAACAGGACAGCUUAUUAAUAAUGUAUGCAUGUACAACAUGUUAUAUUAUUAAUGAAGGCUGUCAAAGUAAGCAUGAGAAUAAUGAAAUUUGGUGCUAUUUGUGCUGCUGUGUUAUUUUUAAGGCAGUUAAUGGAUGAAUUCAAUAAACUUUUUCAUUCUGCUGUGAUUUCUAAAACUAAACCUUACCACAGUACCACAGCAGACAACACGUUUAGUAAAUGAUGCACAACUGAUGCACAGAAAUUUUAAAUUGUGAUUUAUUUGAAAACAAAAUCGAUGAAAAUUAUAACAAUUACAGAUGAUAAUAAUAAUGAAAAAUUUAAGAAAAAGAAUAAAAAUGGGUACAACUGA